Dimorphilus gyrociliatus is the source of this 1941-nucleotide messenger RNA. Lineage: Eukaryota; Metazoa; Annelida; Polychaeta; Dinophilidae. The record is from the annotation of a GenBank genome assembly.
UAUAAUUUAUACUUAAUCAAGCUAGUAAUUCUAUUUUUUAAACUUUCAUUCGAAUCAUCAAGGUCAAUGACCACUCUGUUACACAAAAAUUUCCUAGUAGAGUGGGUGAGUUUUAGCCUAUGUUCUUUUAUAAUCAAUAAAAUAUAGGCAUUUUAGUUCUAGUGCCAGAAGUUGACUAGUUGAAAAUUGUCGCAAUCUACGGUUUAACAGCUUUGUGCUAUUUCAGCUUAAAAUAUUAGAGAAUGAACUGUUCAUAAAGUAUCGGACGAGGAUAUUUAUGAUAGGAAGACAUAAAUUCUCUCUAAAAUAUCAUAUCUAGUAUUAAUUCUUAAUUCUUUAGAAUGACCUUCAGACUAGCCACAAUUUUCUCUAGAAUAUGUCUGAUACUUCUACUUUCAAUAGCAAUCCUUUCGUUUAUUUAUGAGUAUAGAAGUAAUAUUGAGAAUGUUGGCGAAGUAUCAAUUGAUGAGAAGGGUCUAUCAUUGAGCCCUAAAGUAGUUUAUCAUACUAAACCUACAUUUAAUAAAGUUACGGAGAAGUUAAAAGUAAAAAUAACUCAGGACAAUUCUUCAACCUACGAAUUACAAGACGAUAUAGAUCUGGAUAGUUAUACUUCUUUAUAUAGAAAUGUAUAUAGAUAUGAAAGAACACAUGCACCUGGACUAUUUGCGAACUUAUCGCUACAAGCUGGCUCAGCUUUUUCUGACCAACUUCGAGAGUCAAGAAAAUCAUAUAUAAGUGGUAUUUUACCUGAAAAGGAUAGACCAAAAUCUGAUGUUAUAACAAUACUCUUAUAUCAUCCAUUCUAUAAAGGGGGACCAGCUGAUUGGAAAUUUGGACUUGGAAUGAAAGGAUUUAAAGAUGCAAACUGCAGAAUUGACGCUUGCAAUCUUGUUUCUGACAAGUCAUAUUUGGAAACAGCUGAAGCACUUAUAUUCUUCACCCCAUCUUUCUAUCCUCAAGUCUCAAUUCCAAAUCGUUUUCCUAAACAUAAAAGGCCACCGUAUCAAAAAUGGAUAGUUCAUCUCAUGGAAUCGAAUGUUUAUGGGUGGUUGGAUACAGCAAAAUAUGCUGGUUAUUAUAAUUGGACGAUGAGCUAUCAACGUCAUUCAGAUGUUUAUACUCCGUUUGGACACUACGAAAAACUAAAUAGUGGAGAGACAAACUUUGAUGAAUCGUUCAACCAUGCUACAGGUAAAACAAAGUUCUCAGCUUGGUUUGUUAGUCAUUGCGACACACAAAGUAAAAGAUCGACAUAUGUGUCACAGCUCAAAGAGCACAUUCCAGUAGAUAUAUAUGGUCCCUGCGGGAAUCUCCGAUGCUUCGGUCACGAAAAAUGCCAUGAGCUUCUACAACGCAAUUAUAAAUUCUACUUGGCUUUCGAAAAUUCUUUUUGCAUUGAUUACGCUACGGAGAAGGUUUGGAAAAUUCUCCCCUUGAAUGUUAUCCCAGUUGUAUUGGGAAAUGUUGCCUAUCAGGAAUUGUUACCACCAAACUCAUAUAUAGAUGUGAGAAACUUUUCAUCGCCUCGAAAACUUGCUGAAUAUCUCAUUCACUUAGAUAAGAAUGAUGCUGCCUAUAACAAAUAUUUCCAGUGGAAAAAACACUAUAAAGCUUAUGUUGAUUUUGGAAUUUGGGACAAUAAUAGAUUUGUCAUGUGCAACUUAUGUGAAAGUCUUCAUACUCAAAGGAACAGAACAAAAAUAUAUACUAGACCAGAAUUUCAUUGGAAUGUCGACGCUCAAUGUAUGUCAGCCAAACAAUUCUAUAAGAAUAUAACAGAAGUGAAUAUCGUAUAGUUUAAAUAUGUUUUUUCUAAAUUAUUGUUUUAUGACUUCCAAUACAAAUUUAAGCCUCAAAACCUAACGGAUGCUUGGCGUUAAAUUAAUAAAUUCAUUCACAUUUUACCCUUAUCCUUAUAUUGUAUAAAAAUUAACAAAC